CAUAGUUUCCCUUACCUUUUUCUCUGUGUUUGGAAACAUGGUUUUUUCCUUCGUUUCCUGCUCUUUUACUUCUUCUUCUUCUAAGAUGGCGUCCAUGGUCGCUCUGUUAUUGGUUGUGUCCUUCGCUGUUUGUUCAGCGAUGGACAUGUCGAUCAUAAGCUACGAUGAGAAACACGGAGUGACGUCCGGCUCCAGCUUGAGAAGCCAUGACGAGUUACUGGCUCUAUACGAAUCGUGGCUGGUGAAGCACGGCAAAAAUUACAACGCUUUAGGCGAAAAGGAAAUGAGGUUUGAGAUCUUCAAGGAUAAUCUCAGAUUCAUCGAUGAACACAACGCCGAGACUCGUACCUACAAGGUCGGCCUGAACAGGUUCGCCGAUCUGACAGACGAGGAAUACCGAACUAUGUAUUUGGGAACCAAAUUCGACGCUAAGCGUCGCUUAUCAAGGCCAAAGAGCGAUCGCUACGCUUUCCGCGUCGGCGAAAGUCUACCGGAUUCCGUCGAUUGGAGGGAAAAGGGUGCCGUCGUUGAUGUCAAAGAUCAAGGCAGUUGCGGGAGUUGCUGGGCUUUCUCGACGAUUGCUGCGGUGGAAGGCAUAAACAAGAUCGUGACCGGCGAUCUGAUAGCGUUGUCGGAGCAGGAGCUGGUGGACUGCGACAACUCGUACAACCAGGGAUGCAACGGAGGACUCAUGGAUUACGCCUUCGAGUUCAUCAUCAGCAAUGGUGGUAUCGAUUCCGAAGCCGAUUACCCUUACAGUGCUGCAGAUAACAGAUGCGACCAGUAUCGGAAAAAUGCCCGGGUUGUUAGCAUUGACAGCUAUGAGGAUGUUCCUGUCAACGACGAGAAGUCAUUGCAGAAGGCCGUGGCCAAUCAACCCGUCAGCGUUGCCAUUGAAGCUGGGGGCCGCGCUUUCCAACUCUAUCAAUCUGGUGUAUUCUCAGGAACAUGCCAAACAGCGCUGGAUCAUGGUGUGACUGCUGUUGGUUAUGGCACAGAUAAUGGUGUUGACUACUGGAUUGUGAAGAAUUCCUGGGGUUCUAGCUGGGGUGAGAGUGGAUACAUCAGGAUGGAGCGUAAUGUGAGAGGUGUUGCGACCGGCAAGUGUGGAAUUGCCAUGCAAGCCUCUUACCCCAUCAAGAAAGGCCAGAACCCCCCCAAUCCUGGGCCCUCUCCCCCAUCUCCAGUGAAGCCACCCACUGUUUGUGAUAAUUACUACACCUGCCAAGAAAGUAACACCUGCUGCUGUGUGUACGAGUAUGGAAACUAUUGCUUCGCUUGGGGAUGCUGCCCUCUUGAAUCUGCCACCUGCUGUGAAGACCACUACAGCUGCUGCCCAGAAGAGUACCCCGUCUGUAAUGUUGAAGCCGGGACUUGCCUAAUGAGCAAGGACAACCCAUUAGGAGUCAAGGCAUUGAAGCGCACCCCCGCUAAACCUUUCUGGAAUUAUGGGGGCACUGGACGCAAGAUGGGUACCAGUGCUUGAGAUGACUUUCAAUGAAUAGUGGAGAGGAAAUGCACAGUGUAGGGCUGCUGUACUUGCUGACUAUGGUGGAAUGUUCACCCGCAUGCUAACAUGCAUGCCAUUAUACUUCCAUCCCGGUCUAAGAAUGCAGAUGGUUGUACAGAACUUCUUUAUUUUCAGAACAGAAUUAUUGUUAGCUUCAUUUAACUCUCUGUAAAUCCAGUUUCAUUUCCCAUUGAUAAAUCA
This is a messenger RNA of Telopea speciosissima, 1711 nucleotides long. RefSeq names its product probable cysteine protease RD21B. Gene Ontology annotation, cellular component: lysosome. The coding region runs from base 38 to 1486 and encodes 482 amino acids. The transcript has 5 exons. NCBI's taxonomy places the organism in Eukaryota, Viridiplantae, Streptophyta, Magnoliopsida, Proteales, Proteaceae. The record is from RefSeq and is a predicted model, not a curated record. Gene Ontology annotation, molecular function: cysteine-type endopeptidase activity.